This is a messenger RNA of Parascedosporium putredinis, 321 nucleotides long. The record is from the annotation of a GenBank genome assembly. NCBI's taxonomy places the organism in Eukaryota, Fungi, Ascomycota, Sordariomycetes, Microascales, Microascaceae.
AUGGACGGCUCAGGAAAUGGUGUAUACCACCGUGUUGAGCCGGGCACGGAAAUCCAGUACAAAUUUAGAGUCGGAACGGGAAACUGGUGGGUGCUGAAGGAGGACUCUCCAACAGUCACCGACUCAGCGGGCAACCAGAACAACGUGCUGAAGGCGACAGCCUCGUCCGCGACUUCCAAAACCGCCAAUGAUGUCAUUUCCCACGAGCACCAAAACGGCGCCGAGGCCGCGGAGCAGGGCGCCAUAUCCGACGGCGAUUAUGUGAAUGUUCACCACGACUCGACGGACAAUCUCAUCAAGAGUGGCCCUCCAGAGGUAUAG